CAGUCAGUGCUCAGAGUGCGGCGAGUUGAAUUAUAUAAAAAUCCCGUGUGCGCGGAAUUCUUCUCACACAGAGGAAUUAUGCUCGACUUCCCGCGAAUAUGAGUUAUGAAAUGUUAGUUACAUUUUCGUCAUGAAACUACUUCGCAAAAGCUGUACCCAGCCAAAGUGCUGACACGCAGAGAAGCCAGAGCAAAUAUACUUUGUGGAUUGAUUAGAAGGAGAUUGAAAGUGAGAGUAAUAUAUAGGAAAAUGGAUGGAACAAUCUUUGCGAAUCGCCUUCGGAGUGCAGACACUCUCAUUUACGAAAUUGAAACCACACUUGGUCUGGAUGCUGUCAACUCAACAGCUGCUCCAUCAGUGUCAACCACACUCCGUCUCUACGACAUCUUUAUCCCCCUUCUUGGUGUCUUCAUAAUUCUGCUCAACUUGGCUGUGGUUAUUUCCAGUGGAUUGAUCCUCAAAAGAGGUCAGCAGCCAAGAAGUACCUACAUGUUCCUGGGGAAUGUGGCUCUCUCGGAUUUAGUGACCGGCAUUGCUGUACUCUUUGGCAAUUUCUAUCCGAACCAGUAUCGGGAUGAGCAUUCAUGUGCCAUUCAAAUUGGGAUGAUUGUCUCUUCAACGGUAACCUCCGUUUACAGCGUGGGCUUAAUUGCAAUCGAUCGAUUCCUUUACAUUUUGUACGGUCUACAGUAUCAACGAUGGAUUUAUCCAAAUAGAGCGCGAAUCCUCAUAUUGUUUACAUGGAUUCUCGGUUUGAUAAUCGGAUUCCUACCGGCCAUGGGUUGGCGCGGAGACACAGACAACGGACGUGUGUGCUGGUUUAUUGUCCUGGCGCCACCGGAAUUGGUGCUUCUCACUACAAUCCUUGGUCUUCUACCCAUCCUCCUCGUGGUUGUGCUGUACGGUAUUAUCCUCUAUCACGCUCUCCGGCGUGUGAUUGAACUGAAGAAGGCCACACAGGGGGUGCAGCACGGGGAGCUCCGGAUGCACGUGGGCGCCUCCACCCAGACCCUCAACGAUGAAACUGUUGCACCCGGUGUGGCGACCACGUCCGACACAGAAGAGCCUCUGCAGCCACGUAGGAGGUUCUUCAGAUUCCUAUCGCGGCGAAGGACCAAUGGGAGGGAGAAUGUUCGGCAGGCAACCGGAAAAUCGCCAAGCAAAUGGAAGGCAAUUAAAGUUGUGCUAUUUACAACGGGAAGCUUUGUCUUCACCUGGGUACCCUACUUCAUAGCAUCUACAAUGUACGUGAAUUGCGAUCCACAGGCAACACCGGAAUUCUGCACGAGUCUCCGCAUUGCCAUCGCCAGCCCAUUGGCAAUUCUCGGCUUUGCCAAUAGUCUCCUCAAUCCCAUUAUCUAUGCGUGGUGGCACAAUGGAUUUCGGGAAACAAUGAAGAAAAUCUGCUGCGGUCGAUGCCGCAAGAUAUCUGAGGAGCAAAGUAGCUCACAGAGAAGUCCCCCAGCUACAAAUGCCGUAACAGGGCCAUCAUCCACGAGUCAGUCGGCUGCCAGCCCAACGAGUGGGAGUGACACGGAUGUGCCUCAGCAAUCUGACAAUUCUGACAUUGAGAGCUCUCCACGUGCACAAAUCAACCCCAUGACCAACACAAGAUCAUCGGCACCUUCGACAUUUGUGGUUGCUCAACCCUCAGGGGUGAGCUUGGGCGUGAGCAAUCGAAGCAGAAAAUAUAGUUCCUGAAUUUUUCUCCUCUGUCAAUGCAUUCACGGAAAUGCUUCACUAAGCAUAAAUGUCGAAAGGUAUGAAAGAUGAGGAAGAAAUAACUCUUUAGGUAUUUUUUUUUAAUAAAAAAAUUGUUAUAGAAGAAAAUCACGAAAGGAGCUCCUUUAAGGUGUACUGUACAAGUAUUACAAAGUAGAGGUAUAUAGAUAGUUUUUGAGGCUUCAUAGCAACGACAUUUUCUUUACAAGCAUCCUCAUAAUUCUCAAGACAUGAAAACUAUGAAGAGAAAAGAGGACACUUAAGGAGUACACCGUGGUGGUGGCUUAAAUCCAAAGAAAAUUCAAGUGCGCUGCCUCAGAGAUUUCCCAGAUUUCUUUCAAGCGAAAGUUUCUCGACCCAAAUAUACAAGCAAAUACAUAUUGUUAGUAUAUUGAGAGAAUUUAUUUGCUAAAAAUAUUUGAGGGCAAUGAAUUAAAAAAAUAUAGCAUAAAUUUUUUUUUAAAUGUCAUCAUGAAUAUUUUUACCAAUAUUUGCAGUCAUUUGCAGAUGAAUUCUUUCUCGCAAACCAUCCAUCCACCACAGAGAAUGACCCAUCAAAUUUCUGGGCACUUCCAUUAAAAUCCACUUUGACAUUUAUUUAUUAAAACAAACAUCCCCCUUUAUGAGCUCACACCCCCCGAAUGAAGCUUGGGUACAGCCCAUAUAUAAAUCCACAUUAAACAUUUUAUACAUAAAGUAUAUAUAACUCUAUACGUGAUUAAUAUUUAAAAAUGUCAUGCAAUAUGUGCUUUAGAUGGCAUUCGAUUUAGCUCUUUGGACAGUUUUUCAAAUCCCAAUUUAUCCACAUUUUCCCGAAGUACCACCCCUUCAUACUCUUCGCACACCAAAUCAUGCAAUUAUUGACUAUCAGAUCAGUUUAUUUUUUAUGAUAUAAAAUGACUAUAAAUAAAAUAUGAGGGAAAUUUCAAAAAAGAGAUCUAAAAGCUGAAUAUUUAGGUAUUAUUAUCCAAAUCCAAAAGAUAAAUACAUAAAAAAGCAAAAUACAAUUUUGAUUUUUUGUUGACUUAUUGGAUAAAUUGAACAAUGUUAUUUGCAUACUCAAAAAUAUUCAUUCCCUUUCACUGUGUAAGUGUUAAAUUCCAUUAAAAUAAAAUUAAACUAUGUAUUUGAUAUUUUAUUGGUGUUUCUUUUUGUUUAUUGUGCUUUUAUUGUAUUUGUAUUUUAUUAAAAAAAAACCGAAAUAAUUAUUAUUCACAUUAAUUUUAAAUUGAGGAAGUGUUAUUAUGGUGUAUUCGCGUUAUUACUGUUCCUACAUAUGUAGGUUUACAUGCGUGUAUGUAGAGUAAACUCAUUAUGGAUGAACAUUUUCAAUGUUUGCAUUUUUUCUGGCGAAUAUUCUGUUUUCGAGUUAUUUUUUUUAUUCCAAUUAAUUUGCUAAAUUUGCUUUUUAUAAAUAUAAUGAAAAAAAUUUUUUAAUGUGAUUUUAAAAUAAAUGAAUUCGUAUUUGAAAUGCUAGUAGUUAGAUACAAAGGUACUAUAAUAAUAUGAUGAUAAAAAAAUUAAAUCAGAAGCUUUUAUAAUGAUUAUUUAAAUACACAAACUAAUUGUAAGCUCAAACAGCACAAACCAACUCAACCCAACUUAAUAGGCUAAAAUAAUGUUUUUCAGGAUUUUUAUAUUUUAUAUUUAGGUUCAGACGAGCAAAAAAAUGAAUUUAAUAUAAUUUUUAUUUAAUAAUUUAAUUGAAUUAUCCAUGCUUUGCUGUGUAUGCUAUGUAUGUACGCUAUAUAUAUGCUUUAUAUGUAUGUACGUACAAAAUUACAUAAUUUAAAAAAAAAAGUAUGUGCCAAAUAAAAUUGCCAAAAAGAUACAUUGAAUGAAAUAAACAAAA
Molecule: messenger RNA, 3574 nt
Organism: Lutzomyia longipalpis
Lineage: Eukaryota; Metazoa; Arthropoda; Insecta; Diptera; Psychodidae
Product: 5-hydroxytryptamine receptor 1A-alpha-like
Exons: 6
Coding region: 250-1701 (483 amino acids)
Biological process (GO): G protein-coupled adenosine receptor signaling pathway; adenylate cyclase-activating G protein-coupled receptor signaling pathway
Cellular component (GO): membrane
Molecular function (GO): G protein-coupled receptor activity
Source: RefSeq, a predicted model, not a curated record